Olea europaea var. sylvestris is the source of this 962-nucleotide messenger RNA. Its product is annotated as ESCRT-related protein CHMP1B-like. Gene Ontology annotation, cellular component: ESCRT III complex; multivesicular body. Lineage: Eukaryota; Viridiplantae; Streptophyta; Magnoliopsida; Lamiales; Oleaceae. Gene Ontology annotation, biological process: late endosome to vacuole transport; endosome transport via multivesicular body sorting pathway; protein transport. The record is from RefSeq and is a predicted model, not a curated record. The transcript has a single exon. The coding region runs from base 99 to 710 and encodes 203 amino acids.
GACCCAAGAACCAACCAUACAAUACCAAGGAAAUUUCAUAAGAACCCUUGAUCCCAUUCCCAAUUUUUUUCUCUCCGCCAAUCAAAAUCAAUUCAACAAUGGGAAACACUGAGAAAUUGAUGAAUCAGAUCAUGGAACUGAAAUUCACCAUCAAAAGCCUCCAGCGCCAGGCCCGGAAAUGCGAAAAGGACGAAAAAUCCGAAAAAUUGAAGGUCAAAAAAGCCAUUGAGAAGGGCAAUAUGGACGGCGCCAGAAUCUACGCCGAGAACGCCAUACGGAAGCGCAACGAACAGAUGAAUUAUCUCCGGCUGUCCUCCCGUCUUGAUGCCGUGGUGGCGCGGCUCGACACACAGGCUAAGAUGACCACAAUCACGAAGUCCAUGGGAAAUAUCGUCAAAUCACUCGAGUCGACCCUCGCAACUGGGAAUUUGCAGAAGAUGUCAGAAACUAUGGAUCAGUUUGAAAAGCAGUUUGUUAAUAUGGAGGUGCAGGCGGGGUUUAUGGAGAGUUCGAUGGCCGGAAGCACCUCGCUGUCGACUCCUGAAGGGGAGGUUAAUAGUCUCAUGCAGCAGGUGGCGGACGAUUAUGGCCUCGAGGUAUCGGUCGGCCUCCCCCAGCCGGCCGCUCAUGCCGUCUCGGUGAAGAAUGGUGAGAAGGCGGAGGAGGAUGGCCUUUCUAGGCGUCUCGAAGAGCUCAAGGCUCGUGGAUAGAUUUUUUAUAUUUUCGGGGAUUUGGAGAUGAUGUGUACUAUUAUUAUAUGAUGAUGUGCUUCUCCUAAUUACUGCUAUUAGUCUUAUUUCCAGCUAAUAUUGCGUUAAGGCCCGCAUUUAUGUGUAAGUCUGACUGCAUGUUUCUGCUGACUGUAUGCCCUAGUGUUUCAUGAUAUUUCUACUGUUCUUGCACCUGCUGUGAGUUUAUAUAUUUUGUUUAUUAAUAGUAGAAUAUUGCUGCAUUUUAAUUAA